ACUUUUCUUCUCCGAUCCCAAUCAUAUCUCCUCUGCUUCAUCUCUCACAGAGCUCAAAGAUCGUCUUCGUCGAUGAGACAAUCAAAUCAGUCCGUAUCACAAUGAUUCGCAUUUAAGCGAACUACAAACAAUGCUUGGCUUAGAAGAAACUCCUCGAGAAUUCGGAGAUGCAGUUAGUUCCUAGUGAUGAUGAUGACCGGAAGGAAGAACAGAUUCUAAUCGACGAAUCUACAUCCUCGGAAGAAAUCGUAGCAGCGGAAAGAGGAGGUGAUCGUGUUGUAGAGGAAGAUGAGGACGACGAAACUACGCAUCUCGUUGCUGGAGAUCAACCACAAUGUCGAAUCUGCCUUGACGUUGGAGGGGAUGAUCUGAUUGGUCCGUGCAAUUGUAAAGGUACUCAGAAGUACGUCCACAGAUCUUGUCUCGAUAACUGGCGAUCCACCAAGGAAGGUUUUGCGUUUUCGCAUUGUACAGAGUGUAGAGCUGUCUUCAAACUCCGACCCAAUGUGCCUCCUGAUAGAUGGUGGUUGAGAUUGAGGUUUCAGCUUCUCGUUGCUAGAGAUCAUGCUUUCAUCUUCAUCACUGUCCAGAUGGUUGUAGCAUUCUUAGGGUUACUAGUUUACAAGUUCUACGGUGAAGAACUACGUGAGAUGUUUGGUUAUGAGGAACAUCCUUAUGGCUUCUACACAUUAGCUGUUUUGGCCAUUGUCUUGGUAGGACUGCUUUACGGGUUCUUCAUCGCAAUUAUAUGUGGUCAAAGGAUCAAUGAGCGGCAUUACCAUGUUCUUGCCAAACAAGAACUCACAAAGGAGUAUAUAGUUGAAGACCGAGACUGCAAGAAUGUACCCGAGCUUGACCAGAGUCAUGUAAUGGAACUUAGAAUGUUGGGACUUUAUUGAACAAUAAAAUACGAGAAAAGAACUCGCUGAAACUAUACUCUUCAUUUCACUUGUAAAUUAUAUUCUUCAUUGAUUUUAAGGUUGUUUCAACGACUCUUGUCCAGUAAUCUUUUUGAAGUUUAUUUUCUUUAUACUCUUCGUUGGUGGAACUGUGAGGUUUACAGUAACGUAUUGGAUGAUCAUUAUUGAAGAAGCUGAACAGAUGAAAGAAUAU
Molecule: messenger RNA, 1113 nt
Organism: Eruca vesicaria subsp. sativa (arugula)
Lineage: Eukaryota; Viridiplantae; Streptophyta; Magnoliopsida; Brassicales; Brassicaceae
Source: the annotation of a GenBank genome assembly